ACGACCAAUUGGAUCGACCGGGCCCAUUCUACCUUGCCCGAGAAUCCCUCUCAACACAACAACAGCAACACCCCCUCUUACCUCGACCAAUCCAAACCGUCCACGUGUCAACAACCAUAUUCCCUCUCCCCAGCUUCCCUUUGGGACGUACCAGACAAUUGAACGUUGAACUUGAUCAAGACAAAAAGCAAGAGAAGGGUCACCAUUGUUGAUAAAGAGGAGGAGGAGGAGAUUAAACAAUCCUCCUAAUCCAUCAACCUUAGUCCCGACCCAUUUGCUCAAUUAUUAUUAAAUGUGACCUUUUAGGAUCGUAUCAAAUUCAACGUGAAUGUACUAUAUUAAUUAUUUUCAUACACAUCUUUUCUCUCUCUUUUACAUAAUAUAUAUAUGUAUAUAUAAUUCGAGCAAAGGGUCAUUCUAUCGUGUUUUAGCGGAGGCUGAUGUCCGAAAGGAAUAUCGGAUUUGAAUGAUGAUGGCUAAUAAGGAGGGAGUUGACUCAUUUUCUCAAUUCCGAAUUAGGGUACGGCAAUCAAAAGGAAACCAAGAACUGAAUGAUGAGUUGAAAGUAAAAGCAAAUGAACUCGAGAAGCUUUUCGCCGAGCAUAAACUACGUACUCCUCCUGGAAAUAAAUCUAAUUCUACCCCCAGAAUUACUAGGCAUAGUUACAUGCAAAGCUGGCCAUCCAUAGACAAUGCUUUUGUCGAUCAAGUGUUUGACCAUGAUACAUUUAUGGGACCUAAAGCUACAUCUACUAGUAUUAAUAUAGACAAAUCGGUUGCCUCGUCUCGGACAAAAGUGAUUCAUAGGAACUAUUCUGAUGAGCUAAUUAGUUUUUCGGAUGGUUCUCCAGGGAAAUUUUAUGAUAUGUAUAUGCAAAAAAGGGAUGCAAAACUUAAGGAAGAAUGGAAUUCUAAAGGACCAGAGAAGGAAGCCAAGUUGAGGGCUAUGGAGGAUAGCCUUGAGAGGAGUACAGCUGAAAUGAAGACUAUUGAGAGACUCCGAUCAUUUAACUCCAGCUCGAUUUUUAGCGGAGAUCAGCAACAUUCAGUACUAUUUGGGCAAAGUGAUGAUAGAGAAGAUACACCUGAAUUUUUGAAGCAGAAAAGAAAUGAUGAACUCAGGUCUUCCAGUGAAACAUCUUUGGAAGAAGUUUCUAAGCAUACUACUCCGAGGAAGAAACAACAUUUACCUAUCAAAACUUCAUCCAAACCUCGCACCAUAGUAGGAUCUGUUCCAAGGUCUCCUAUGAAGGUUUCUAGUAGUCCUUCCUUUCGGCGAAGAUCUCAACCUGAAAGUCCACUUGCACGCUCUGUUCCAAACCUGUCUUGCAUGAGAAAGGAAAGUGCAGAGCCUUCUUCUCCAUCAGGUAAAACAACGACUCGGUCACAAUCCAAAAUGUACUCACGUAGCAAAUUACUGCACUCACAGUCCUUAAGAAAAAACACUGCUUUGAAAUCUGAGGGUGUUAUUUUAGCACCUCUCAAAUUUGACAAGGACAAGAUGGAACAAAGUCCUAAAAGUGUAAUUCCAACACCUCUCAAGUCUGGGAAGGACCAGAUGGAGCAGAGUCUGAGUGAUAAAUUUCACAACAUUUCAGAUACAAAGACUUCCCUAAAGAAGGGAAAAGAUGCUGACUUCAGUUCAAGCGGUGGUUUGAUUGAGUCUAAUGUUGCAUCUAGUUUUGCAAAUAAUGAUAAUGAUGAUGAUGAUAUGGAAUUGGAUUCUGAUACCUCGGAGGAUAGAGUUGAGGAAGACUUUGAGAACAUGACAUCUGCAGUUGAUGAGAAUUUCGAUAAUGGGACACCAAGACCUAGCCACGAGACGGAGAAGUUGGUAAAUUCUGGUUCAGAAAAUAGACAAGUCCUCCGGAGAUCAUUUUCUCAAGUUUGCUAUGCUUCGGAAGCUGGAUUAUUGCCUUGUUCUGUGCCUUCCAACUUUCUAAAUAGUCCAGUCUCGCAGACUCAUCAGAACCCUUUUUCUUAUCCUCAUGAGAUGUCUGAUGUUGAUGCUUCAGACUUCUACUCUCCUGUGGGAAGUCCUUCAUCCUGGAAUUCACAUUUUCUGAGUCCAACACAGACUGAUGAUGCUGCUAAAACGAGGAAGAAAUGGGGAACCUCCUCUCAGAAUCCAAUCCCUAUCGUAAAAUCUUCUCAAACUUUAUCUCCCAAGGAUAAGGCUAAAGGAUUAAAACGGUUAUUAAAAUUUGGGAGCAAAAACCGUGGCACUGAUAGUUUGGUCAAAGACUGGAUUUCUGCUACUGCUUAUAAAGAAGGUGAUGGCAGAGGAAACGGACGGGAUCCUCCUAACUGGUCUGAUUGUAGCUCAUAUGAGGUUGAGGUUUUCAGCAAACGAGUUUUGGCAGUUCAACCCUUGCAUAGUUCUAUUCCGGCACCUCCAGCUAACUUCAAACUGAGGGACGAUCAUUUACCAGGGAGCUCAAUAAAGGCUCCAAGAUCAUUCUUUUCUUUGUCGUCAUUCAGAAGCAAGGGAAAGGACUUGAAGCCAAGAUAAGUCUCGCGAAGGACAAAAGUUCCAAUGAUAAAAAACAUGGAAUUGCCUUGAUGACACACAUUUCAAAUCAUAUUUUUUUCAGCCAGAGCUUGAGGUAUGUGUGUGCCAUGUACAACCUACAAUCAUCUAAAUACAAUUUAUUCUUGUACAUGUUGUAGUACUAUAUCAUUGGGCUCGCUAGGCCUUGCUUGUACUUUCAUUCUUGUUGUUUAAGUAUAUAACGUUAUUUAUUUCCUUGAGAAGACAGUCCCCACAGGCUGAAUGUUGAUGUGAUAUUGGCAGUUAGAGAAUUCUUCUUCUAUUUUUAUCUUCUGUAUUCAAGCUUGAUUUUUGUAAAUAUUAAAAGUUGGGUUUAUGUUCAGAAUUGAAUAUCAGCAGUUUGGAAGGAGUUGAGCUAUU
This is a messenger RNA of Lycium ferocissimum, 2911 nucleotides long. RefSeq lists its product as uncharacterized. The record is from RefSeq and is a predicted model, not a curated record. The transcript is spliced from 4 exons. Bases 467 to 2512 code for a protein of 681 amino acids. NCBI's taxonomy places the organism in Eukaryota, Viridiplantae, Streptophyta, Magnoliopsida, Solanales, Solanaceae.